GAGCGGCAGCGUUUACAACGACGAGGACGGCGGCGUGCGCGCGCCCGCGCGGAAGGGACGCGCGCCGGCGCCGGCGUGCGCGCGCCGUGUCGGUGGGCGUGGCCAGGGCGGAGAGAAGCGGUGGACGCGCUUGGGGAGAAGACUUCCGGGUCCUUUGCUCCGUGGCAUUACCGCGGGUUACCUGCAGCCUCGGAGUUCCUUUCUCUUCAGUCCAUUGGGUGUACUCGCUUUUUUUGCUCCCUUGUAUGAUUCGGGGCGUUAGCUUCCCACACAUUUCAGGCCUUCUGCUCUCUUCUUUUCAGACUACCACGAAGCACGGUUAAAUUGUUUAUCCCCCGCCUUCUUUCAGAGCAUACUUGUAGCCGAAUAGUGCCGAAUGUGAAAGGCAGAUGAAGUUUGCUGUCUUUGAGACACUUCGCUCUCACUCCACAACUCAUGGUCUGAGGGCCCAGCCUAAACAUUAAACUACCUCUGUGCAUGGCCUUUUUUAUUUUGUGAGGUCCUGGGGGAAUAGGUCACUGCGAUGUCAUGUCCUUAAACUAUUUCUAAUUAUGCCUGUCUUCAAGUCUGUUUACCUUCUAUGUUACUUCUCACAACGCGAAAUCUCUUCUUGGUUCUGGAAGCAAAUUACCAAUUAAAGUGACUUACUUGCUGAGGAUUGGAUUGAGCUUUAGUAUAUUUAGUAAGGAUUGGUCGGGUUUAUUGGAGGAUCGCUCUAAUUUUGGGCUUCAAGACUAUGUAACAUAUGUGGUAGGAACAUUGGUUGAACUCAACCACAGCUAACUCAUAAGAAACGUUUACUUUCUUAAUUCUUGAUUUAUUAAAUGGUGACCAGAAGCUUAGCUUCUCAGCUAGCGGUGUCCGGUUUUCGGGUAGUGGCCUAUAGAAAUGGAUUCCUCUGCUCAAGACUGUGUUGGUUUGAAGACCCAUGUUGGUUAAGUCAUAUUUUAACUUUUGAUGGGCAACUGGAUUUAAUUUUGAGGUUUAUGUUUCUAGCAUCUCUAGAAGUAUUAGAGGUUAUUCCACCCCCCUACACCCAAAGGAUUUCACUAGAAUACUAUUGGGAGAAAGUAUCAUGGAAGUUCUGCGCCCACAGCUUGUAAGGAUUGGUGGACGGAUUUACAGGAAAAAUCCCAUCCAAGAACAGACUUACCAACAUGAAGAAGAAGAUGAGGAUUUCUAUCAGGGCUUCAUGGAGUGUGCAGAGGAGCCCUGUGAUGCCUACGAGGUGGUGCAGACCCAGCAAGGUUUCCGGUGCACGGUGAAGGCCCCCAGCCUGCUCUACAAGCAUAUAGUUGGAAAGAGAGGGGACACUAGGAAGAAACUAGAAGUGGAAACCAAAACUUCUAUCAGCAUUCCUAAGCCUGGACAGGAAGGAGAAAUUGUAAUCACUGGGCAGCAUCGAAGCGGUGUAAUUUCAGCCCGAACUCGGAUUGAUGUUCUUUUGCUCACUUUUAGAAGAAAGCAGCCCUUCACUCACUUCCUUGCCUUUUUCCUCAAUGAAGUUGAGGUUCAGGAGCGAUUCCUGAAGUUCCAGGAGGAAGUACUGGAGAAGUGCUCCAUGGAUCAUGGGGUUGACAGCACCAUUUUCCAGAAUCCCAAAAAGCUUCACCUAACUAUUGGAAUGUUGGUGCUUUUGAGUGAACAAGAGAUCCAGCAGACAUGUGAGAUGCUACAGCAGUGUAAAAAGGAAUUCAUUGAUGACAUUUCUGGGGGCAAACCUCUCGAGGUAGAGAUGGCAGGGAUAGAAUACAUGAACGAUGAUCCUGGCAUGGUGGAUGUUCUUUAUGCCAAAGUCCAUAUGAAAGAUGGCUCCAACAGGCUGCAGGAAUUAGUCGAUCGAGUGCUGGAACGUUUUCAGGCAUCUGGACUAAUAGUGAAAGAGUGGAAUAGUGUGAAACUCCAUGCUACAGUCAUGAACACUCUGUUCAGGAAGGACCCCAAUGCUGAAGGCAGGUACAAUCUCCACACAGCGGAUGGCAAAUACAUCUUCAAGGAAAGAGAAUCAUUUGAUGGCCGAAACAUUCUAAAGCUCUUUGAGAACUUCUACUUCGGCACCCUGAAGCUCAAUUCCAUUCACAUCUCCCAGAGGUUCACAGUAGACAGCUUUGGGAACUACGCCUCCUGUGGGCAGAUCGACUUCUCCUGAGGAGGAUCUUGGGAAGCGCUAGAAAUUGAACAUCCUCACGAAGUGCCGAGGGAAAGAGGAUCUUCGUUUUCAUUGCCAAGGAGAGAUGUGGAAAUUUGGACAGAGACUUUCCUGGGUGGUUCCUCACAACACAGCAUGGCCUCUAAUAGAAUAGUUGUCCACAGUCAGCAAACUGCCGGUCAGCCCCGGUGGUUGUGGCCAGAGGGGACCUUGUGCUUGGAACCCUGGCUUGUUCCUCUUUCACAGGGUCUACUUUCUUUCUGAAGCUCUUCUCUGCAAGUGUAACCUCUCAAGCCCACUGGAGCUGGGAUUCGCAUUAUUUCUUCUACACCUACCGAUUUUGCCCCAGCCAUUAAGCUCUUUCAUAUGAAUGCUUUAGAAGAGAAUUAAAGACCUUGUUUUAUUACUAUCUCCACCUAAAUCAAAUGUCUCCAAUUUUAAGAAGAUUUGAUUUUUACUUCCCUUUGUACCGUAACUUUUAAUCACUACCCAGAAUUUCUUUAUGGUAAAAAACAUAGAAGGUUUACCGUCUUAGCUGUUUCUUUCUAAGUGUAUAUAGUUCAGUAGUGGUAAGUAUAUUCACAUUGUUGUGAAACGUCUCCAGAACUUCCCCAUCUUGCACAUCUGAAACUAUACCUGCGUCCCCCUCCCUCAAGUCUCUGGCAGACAUUCUUCUACUUUCCCUUUCUAUGAGCUUGACUGUUCUUGAUACCUCACAUGAGUGGAGUCCUGUGGCAUUUGUCUUUUUGUGACUGACUGAUUUCACUUAGCAGGAGGACAUCCUCAACGUCCACGUGUUGUAGUGCGUGUCAGAAUUUCCUCCCUUUAAGAGAGGCCAAAUAAUAUUCUGUCUUACGUGUGCCUUAUGUUUUAUCCAUUCGGCCACCAGUGGACACCUGGGUUUCUUGACCAUUGUGAACAGUGCUCUGUGAACACGGGUGUUCACAUACCUCUUCCUGAUCCUGCUUUCAGUUCCUUUACUACUCAAUUUUCUCUUUAGCGGAAUAACUUCCAUUUUUAUCUUUUACUUUGACCUGUCCUUUUUCUUCUGAAGUUAGUACCCUUUUAUGUUUGUUGGGUUCCUGUUCCUUAUCCCGCCCUACCGCCCGGCCUUCCCAGGCCAGUGGUGGAGUUGCAGUAUCGUGGCUCCUUUGUGUUGGCUCCGCAGGGUGGCAGCAGUAGAGACGCGGUGACAUCAGCGGGGCCGCGCCGAGUUCCACGGGGCAGAGUCAGCCGCCACAGGCCCGGCUCCCGCCUCGCUCCUGCCUUGCUCUCAUCUUCCUCUCCUCUUCACAUCUCUUCUCCCUCCAUAUCCCCUCUUUCUCUUUCCUUUAUUCCUUACUCUUGCUUUGAUUCCUUCUGUUUGAGAAGUGUGACUCCGAACCCUGUGCACAGGAAGGGCUGAGUAGAACACUCAGAUUUGUUCAUCAGUGUGACUGCCCUCAUCACUUGUGAAUAAACCAAUUUCCAGAGUAA
Molecule: messenger RNA, 3625 nt
Organism: Suricata suricatta (meerkat)
Lineage: Eukaryota; Metazoa; Chordata; Mammalia; Carnivora; Herpestidae
Gene: ASCC1
Product: activating signal cointegrator 1 complex subunit 1
Exons: 10
Coding region: 1076-2149 (357 amino acids)
Biological process (GO): regulation of DNA-templated transcription; DNA alkylation repair
Cellular component (GO): nucleus
Molecular function (GO): RNA binding
Source: RefSeq, a predicted model, not a curated record